CCGCCAAAAUAGCGGACAUAUUUGUGGGACGAGUCGAAUGAUUCAUACGACUUAAAUUUAACAACAUUGUUGUAAUCUCUUCAGGAGCAAACACUUGUGAUUUAGCGAAACAAGAGCGAGUGUCUGAACUUCGACUGACCGGAAUUUCUAACAGAUUAUCAAUUUUAAGCCGAAUUAUGCCUUUGACACCACAGCAAGCUGAAGAGUUUUGGUCAUGUGCCGACUGCGAUGGCAACGGUAAAAUGACUAUUAAGGAGCUGAAGGCUGCCAUGACUACAAAAUACAAUGCAAAUCUCAGCGAUGCUGACGUUGCAAAAAUAUUUUGCGACAUUGAUAAGAGUGGUGAUUCUGUUAUCACUAAGGAAGAGUUCAUGGACGAGAUGGUCAACAAAGUUUCACGCUCAGACGGUUUGUGCAAGUUGUUCAAAGAGUUCGACGUUAGUGGAGACGGUCAACUCUCUAAGGCUGAAGUAGGCAAACUGCUCGCUAGGUUCUUCAAGGAAAGAGAUCCUGAAGAGAUUUUGGAAGAAUUCCUACAGUAUGCUGACACUAGUAAAGAUGGUGUUAUCACUUAUGAAGAAUUCGAAGCUUUCUUCCGCUAAUUGAUGUGUCAUUCAUUCUAGUUCCAUAUUAUAAUAUUAAUUGAAUUUAUUUAAAAUUUAGAUUUAGAAAGAAUAUCACAAGCUUUAAAAGCACUUUAAUAUAUAUAUGAAAUAAAUAGACUAGAAAAAAUAAUAUUGAUGAUUAUUGAAAUAUUAGUAGUUUGUAAAAUCUUCUUUUUUUGUCAUUGAUAUCAUUAAAUACGCACAAUGUAAAACUUGCGUUCUUCUUACACACAUUGGUUAAAAAUACUCCAAUUUAAGAAAUCGAAAUAUCGUUAACAGAGUGGAAAACAAUUUCACGCUGGUCAUUUUCGGAUUCGGUUUGAAUUUAUUUAUAGAUGAACACUGAAUAGAUAUGAUGUAAAAUUAUCAUUAUUUAGAAACUUACAUUUUACUUAUGUUUGAGGCAAAUAAGUAUCAAAAAAGAGACAAAGCAGACAAUAUAAAAAAAAAAACUUCCACUUAAAGCAGGGGUUAUAUUAUAUUCUUGUUCAGUUCUGUAAAUGAUUAAAUCUACUAGACCUUUUUACGAUCAAUCUUUGUCAUAUUUCAUGUUCUAUUAUGUUAAGGAGCAUAUAAUAUUUAUUAAACAUUGAAACAACA
This is a messenger RNA of Ruditapes philippinarum (Manila clam), 1205 nucleotides long. RefSeq names its product calmodulin-like protein 5. Bases 177 to 602 code for a protein of 141 amino acids. Gene Ontology annotation, molecular function: calcium ion binding. The record is from RefSeq and is a predicted model, not a curated record. NCBI's taxonomy places the organism in Eukaryota, Metazoa, Mollusca, Bivalvia, Venerida, Veneridae. The transcript is spliced from 4 exons.